Coregonus sp. 'balchen' is the source of this 3361-nucleotide messenger RNA. Lineage: Eukaryota; Metazoa; Chordata; Actinopteri; Salmoniformes; Salmonidae. The record is from the annotation of a GenBank genome assembly.
GUGAAGACGUCGGAGCUGUUUGAGAGAUGGAGGAACCUGCAGGUGUGCAAGUGGCAGCAAAACAUGGUGGAGACCAACAACUUCAAGUGAGCUUCUAAUUGACCUUAAACGCAUCAUAGAGAUGGUGUUUCAGGUCACCUUUCUUGCAGUCACACUGUACAUCUCAAAAAGAAUGCUAUAUCAUAUUAUUGUGGUUCACGAGACCUUAAACACUUCUUGAGGCAUUGUGAUAUCUGAUCAUCUGCAGAGCGUGAACGCAAAACAGAAGACUUGGAAUGCCACCAGAGUCUAUUAGCAUGAGCCUCUUCAGAGGGGAUAUUAGUGCUCUUCUACCGUACAUCACACACAUUAGCCUCCCUCUCCUCUGUGGCCCCAUCCAUGUCUAUCUAGUGUGACUCUGCCCCUAUAGUACCAAUCACAUUGCUUAGAUGUCUCUCUGUACAUCAGGGCAUCUUUAUUGUGUGACUAACCAGACUCAUAGAGACACUUUCUACUGCAGGGUGCACAGUUCUAGUCCUCAAGGACCAGGGCUGCAAUGUUGCUAGUUUUUUGCAGCAUCCUUGUUCUACUACAGUUUUUUGGGUCUGACAGUAACUCCUCCCUUCUACUGUUCUCUCCAAUAGGAUGUCUCUGUCGCGGUGUUGUAAUGCGCCCUCCUUCCUGUUCACAACCAAGAGGAACACCCCAGCAGGCACCAAGCUGAGGUAUGAGGUGGACACCAGUGGCAUCCUGCCCAUCAGUACUGAGGUCUUCAAGAUGUUUCCUGACGUGAGUGUUCCAAUUAUAACAAUAUACAGUAUAUCAUCCUGUAUGACUACCUGUCAUCCAUGCAUCCUAUGCUAUGUACCCUACCUCCCACCCUAAGGUGAUGGAACUCCACCUUCUCUGGUUAUAAACUGUACCCCAUAUUUCUGUUUGACAUUGGUUCUGUUUCAUUGAAAGGACAUGCCUUACUCCAAGUCCCAGUUUAAGAAAUGUGCAGUUGUUGGAAACGGAGGAAUCAUCAAGAACAGCAAAUGUGGGAAGGAAAUUGACUCCGCAGAUUUCGUGUUUAGGUACACAGCAUCUUUAUUCUGUACUGCUAAAAAUAUUUCCAAGCGUCACGCUUGGGUUGAUUUCUUUUUGACUGCAGAUAUCAAAUGGCAAGAUACAGUAUUUAAUUACUUUCGCUCAGCUCAGGCCUUCUCAGAAUCUGCAUUGAAUAAUGUAAAUAAUUAUCCUUCCUUCAAAGAUGCAACAUACCACCCAUCAAUGAGAAGUAUUCAGCUGAUGUAGGCGCCAAAACGGAUCUGGUGACGAUUAAUCCAAGUAUUAUAACGGAGAGGUACUGUAAGGCUAUGUCAACAAAAAAGGGUAUUCUCACUGGGCACACACUGGUUGAAUCAACUUUGUUUCCACAUAAUUUCAAUGAAAUUACAUUGAACCAAUGUGGAAUAGACGUUGAAUUGACGUCUGUGCCCAGGCACACACACACACAUACACAUACACACACACACACACCAUCUAGACCUGAAAUGCAUUAACGGCAGCAGUUACAAUGGGUGUGCAUUGUACUUAGUAAAAAAACAGAGCUGCAGCACUCACGUCUGCUACUUGUAGCUCAGUUGGUAGAGCAUGGCGUUUGCAACGCCAGGGUUGUGGGUUUGAUUCCCACGGGGGGCCAGUGUGAAAAAAAAAAAUAAUAAUGUAUGCACUCACUAACUGUAAGUCGCUCUGGAUAAGAGCGUCUGCUAAAUGACGUAAAUGUAAAUGUACUUGCAAACACACACACACAACACACACACACACACCUCCUCCCUCCUUAUACACACUCUGAUCCCUUACCUCUCCUCUCCUCUCCUCCACCACCAGAUUCCAGAAGCUAGAGAAGUGGCGGCGGCCAUUUUACGAGGUUCUUCAGAACUACGAGAACUCAUCAGUGGUCCUACCCGCCUUCUACAACACGCGUAACACAGACGUCUCCUUCCGAGUCAAGUACAUGCUGGACGACUUUGACGCCCAGAGGGGCGUGUUCUUCUUCCACCCCCAGUACCUGCUCAACGUCCAGCGCUUCUGGACUGUCCAGGGUGUCCGCGCCAAACGCCUCAGCAGCGGCCUGAUGCUAGUCACUGCCGCCAUGGAACUGUGCGAGGAGGUCCACCUCUAUGGCUUCUGGGCGUUUCCCAUGAACCCCUCUGGCAUUUUCAUCACGCACCAUUACUAUGACAACGUCAAGCCCCGCCCCGGGUUCCACGCCAUGCCCCACGAGAUCUUUAACUUCCUGCACAUGCACACGCGAGGCAUCCUCCAUGUACACUCAGGACCUUGCACAUGAUCAUGCACCGGAGCCACGCCCACGGCGUAAUGCAUCAUGGGAAGUCACCAUUUACUCCUGUUUUUGUCUCGGUUGUUAAUUGAUCAUCAUUUUGCAUAUCUUCAUUUAGAUACAAUGGUGUUUUCUUACAGUUGAUGAGAGAUGGCCUUUUGAGCUCACACCGUAUAUUUCUGCUCUUUACACUAGCUCCAUGUGUUGAAGGUUGCUUGCUUUAAUGCCAACACUAUAAUUUAUCUUGGUGUGUUUCAUACUCUCUUGCUGAAUAAGCAACUCCAAUGGCCGCCGGUUUCUCUGAUUCUGUUAAUGUAGGUUGCUUGUUUUAAUGUGAUGUGAUCUUUCCUAGUGAUGUCGUUUCUGUGAAAUCUUAGUGGCUCGGUGGUACUGUUGUACAGAGGUUUGAACUUAACAUGUUGCACAACUAUUUACACUGUGCUCUCUUUCUCAGACGCUCUGUGGGUGAGGCAGCUUUUAUUUAUGUCUGUGUAAAAAUCCUGAACACUAUAGAUGUUGAGCGAAUCCAAAAUAAAUCUUCAAAGAUCCAACUGUUUAACCUUCAGUUGUCCAGCUACAUUAAACUGUUUUAUAUGGGUAAAUAUUUAUUAUAAAACACUUCCUGACCUGAGAGGACCUUUUUCAUAGGUCCACUUUCUUCUGUAUAACUAACUAGCCAAACACUGGAAGAUAUCCUUGGAUAUUUCUGAUGUGAAAUGAUGAUGUUUUAUUUGCUUGCUCUUUUUGGACAAAGGCAAGAUUAUGAAUAUUAUAUAAUCACCACCACCAUAGUAAAAUCUCUGACCUCCAGAACAGACAGUCCUAGUCACGCAUCAUAUGUAAGGCCAGGAGGGUUUCCUCACCUUGGGACCUGACUGGGAAAACUCUGGGCCCUAUAACUAGGGCUUGAAGCGUUUCCUGGUCAGGCUACAUAGUAAGAAAAACACCUUGGCCCUAGUUAUUGGGAACUGUUGAGCAAUCGAUUUCUCUCUGUCAUUCAUGUCUUAAAACCAUGCUGCCUUAUGAUAUAAAUGUACAAAUCCUCUCUCAGAUAUG